This is a messenger RNA of Colias croceus (clouded yellow), 1574 nucleotides long. Its product is annotated as carcinine transporter-like. Gene Ontology annotation, cellular component: membrane. The transcript is spliced from 11 exons. The record is from RefSeq and is a predicted model, not a curated record. Lineage: Eukaryota; Metazoa; Arthropoda; Insecta; Lepidoptera; Pieridae. Bases 56 to 1537 code for a protein of 493 amino acids. Gene Ontology annotation, molecular function: transmembrane transporter activity. Gene Ontology annotation, biological process: transmembrane transport.
AAUCGAUCGAUAAUCCAUAAUUAGAAAAUGGUGUUGCUGAGGAUAAGAAAAAAAGAUGAGUCCCAAAGAAGAAUCAGACAAUAUAGGUUCUGCAUUGGAAGCAGUUAUCGCUAGUGUUGGUGAAUUAGGGUUGUACCAACGUUUGCUAUGUAUAGUGAUGCUACCGUUUGGUUUUGCAUGGGCGUUCUCGUAUUUUGUGCAAAUGUUUAUCACAGCUACACCUCAGGAACACUGGUGUAGAGUGCCUGAAUUGGCAUCGUUGGAUAUUAAUCUCAGACGACAAUUAUCGGUACCAUCCACAGGAGACUACGAUGUUGAUAAUUGCAUGAUGUUCGAUGGUAAUUGGACUCAAGUGUUGGAGACAUUACGACCACCAGAUGCAAAUACACCACUAGUUCCUUGUCAGAAUGGUUGGGAGUUUAUUUUGGACGAUAUUCCUUAUUCUACUGUUGUGAGCGAGCGUGAGUGGGUUUGCGAUAAAGCUAGCUUGGUGCCUUGGACGCAAUCCAUAAGUUUCCUUGGGUCAAUCGUCGGUGGUAUACUAUGUGGUACAUUAGCUGAUAGAUAUGGGAGACUGCCCGUUCUUAUAUUAUCCAACAUAUCCAUAGCCCUGUUUUUCGGAGGAGGUUGUAUCCUACUCCCCUGGAUAGCUCUAUGGGUCUCUGAUUGGAAGUUACUUAUGAUAGUUACUUCGAUACCAAUGAUUGUGGGGUUCUUGGCGCCCUUCGUGGUACCGGAGAGUGUGAGGUGGUUGGCGACGAAGGGUCGGAUUGAUAAAGCCGUUGAGGUGCUCAAGAGAUUCGAGAAAAUUAAUGGCAAUAAAAUACCUCAGAAUGUGAUGGAUCAAUUUAUUCUUACCGCCAGAAACACGAAGGACGAAGACCACGGCAUCACCCUGAUCUUCCGAACUCCCUCCCUGCGCCGCAUGGUGCUGUUUCUUGUGUUCACGUUCAUGUCCGUCGCCGUGAUGUUCGACAGCAUCAUCCGCAUGUCGGAGAACCUUGGCCUGGACUUCUUUGUCACUUUCUCUAUCACUUCUGCUACGGAAUUACCGUCGAUCGUGGUUCUUUUGCUGCUUUUGGACAGGUUAGGACGGCGCUGGCUGGUGUUUGCGCCGAUGAUGGCUGCAGGCGCCUUAUGUCUCAUAACUGCGUUUGUACCUCGAGGAAUAAUAUCAGUCUCCCUAGCCGUAGUGGCGCGGUUUUUCAACAACAUGUCGUACGUGGCCAUUAUCCAAUGGACGCCAGAACUGAUGCCGACGGUAGUGCGCGCUUCUGGCGCGUCGUUUGUGCACAUUAGCGCGUUCGCUGCUGUCAUUGUGACGCCGUUUAUUGUGUAUUCUGACCGCGUAUGGGAAGGCCUAUCGCUAAUCAUAGUGGGGGUGGUGGGGCUCAGUGGGGCGUCUCUAGCGCUGGUGUUACCUGAGACCAAGGGGGAGAGGAUGCCGCAGACCUUGGACGAGUGGGAGGUGAUGGCGAAGGUCCAGCCGGUUAAGAAAACGCAGUCUGCACCCCUCGGCCAAAUCGAUCCCAGCUGAUAUAAGGUUAUUUAUUUAAUAAAAAAUGUUUUUGAUA